AUGAGGAGAGCAUGGAAAAAGAUAUUGAAGGUCAUUAAUCCUACGACUCGUUCUCUUCCCCAACCGCACGAGAGGUUGAAGAGGUGGAAAGGAAGUAGAAGAGGGUGCCGUUCGACCAACCUCUCAGGACAAGCUGCUCACGGAGGUGCCCAAGUACAAGCGGACUAUGUUCUCUGUCCUCCCCUAGAAGCGCCAACUGCUGAAUACAAGAAGAUUAGGGCUAAAAAUUUGAUGAGGAACAACCGCAUAUUCCAAUCACUUGGCAUCACUGCAUUAGGUAUGAUGGAAACCUGUCAGUCGAACAAGGAGAACCGUUUCGAAGUUAAGUUCCAUCAGAAAACUGGUUCUCGCCCCUACAUUUCUCAUGUUCAUGCUUUGAAAGAGGCUCGUAAGGGUGAAGAGUUGACUUUGUUUGAUCUAUUCAAGGAGUGCCACAAUGGCAAGAAGACUGAUUUCUCUGAGCCAGUUAAGAAGGCGAUAGCAAGUUUCUACUAUUCUUUUCUGUGUUGA
Messenger RNA from Triticum turgidum subsp. durum (durum wheat), 510 nucleotides. NCBI's taxonomy places the organism in Eukaryota, Viridiplantae, Streptophyta, Magnoliopsida, Poales, Poaceae. The record is from the annotation of a GenBank genome assembly.